Molecule: messenger RNA, 2806 nt
Organism: Corvus hawaiiensis (hawaiian crow)
Lineage: Eukaryota; Metazoa; Chordata; Aves; Passeriformes; Corvidae
Gene: TRAF3IP3
Product: TRAF3 interacting protein 3
Exons: 16
Coding region: 787-2634 (615 amino acids)
Source: RefSeq, a predicted model, not a curated record
UGGCAUGAAGAGGGCAGUUGGGGCGUGUUCCUGCCUGAUAACACCCGGCUCCUGCACAGCACUCGAGGGUAGGACGGGACCCCUGGGACCAGCCUACACAACUUGCACCGGGUAACUGUAACAUGAACCAGCAAGAAGCACAGUUUUUUUUCUGGUCUCCCUUGAAGCAAGAAGUGUAACAGCUUGGAAAGGAAAGAUAAAGGAUAUGUUGAAUUAGAGAGGGUAAUUUGGGGUAACAGAAGGAGGAAAUAGAGCAUUAGCUUGUCAAGAAGGCCUCAACAGUUUGCUCAGCUCGAGGUGAGUAAUGGACUGUGUUUCUUUAAGCUUUACCCUGCUUUUGAGCGCAUUUUUGGUGAACUGAGGCUUUUACAGCCCUGGGACAGGCUGGGCAACCCAGAGGCAGCACAGGUGGAAGGGUGGCUGAGCUUUUCCUGAUGGGAAGAGAUGGAUGAGUGGACACUGUGCAGGACAUGCAACUGGACCUUUUCUAAAAGACAGCAAAAUGAGUUGAAAAACACUCAGCAUUUGGAGCAGUGUCCUGGCUGGGGCUUGUCAGUACCUUCCCCACCCAGGGCAACAGCUGACCACCCCAAAAAUGCUGCUCUCCUUCAAAGGAGGCCCCUACAGUAAAAGAUAUCACCAGGAAUGAGCUUUGAGCACCCCACAGCUACCACAAGGACAGUAAAAAGAAAUUACAAGAGCAGAUUUUAAUACGAACUAAAAAGCAUGGAAGUAUUAUACACGUAAAUGCCACUUCCGAACCGCUGGAUACCCCACAACCAUUAAAUGCUAGAAAUGACUGGUUUUCACUCAGCCCCUGUGUUCUGCCCUGGUUUCACAGGGCAGAGGCCCCGAGGGGACGAGCCCACCAUGCCCAGGCGGGCACGGCCGCAGCGGCGGCGCCCGGGCGAGAGCUACGAGGAGAGGAGCGAGCGGCGGCAGGAGGCGAGGGAGGGGCUGCGCAGGAGGGACAAUGCCACCGCCUGCCGCCCCCCGGCCCGGCCCGCCCGGCGGCCAGAGCACAGCCCCCGGCAAAGGGAGUUCCUCAGGAGGAGGAACCUGGCGGGCGAGGCCGAGGGGACCCUGCCGGGACAGGAGCCCGAGGCACGAACCCCUCCGGACCCCUCCUCACGGGUGGAGCCCAGCCCGAGCAUCCUGCUCCAGGUACAGCCCCUCCCCUCAGCCUGUUUUGGGGAGACACUGACUGCAGCUGCCCUCUCGUUCCAGCACCCGAGGAGCUGCCCCACACUGUCCCCUGCACAGUCCCUGCUGCACCUCAGCAUCCCCCAGGGACGAGGGGACUCUGUCAACACCCAAGGAACCCAGACCCUCCCAGACGCCAGCACAGCAGUGAAAGACUCGAGCCAGCAGACAGAUUGGGGAAUUGCAGUUUUGAAUAAGGAAAUGGUGCAGCUCUCCAACUACCUGAAGGAGGCCCUGCACCGCGAGCUGCUGCUCAAGCAGAAGAUGGUGAUUUUGCAGGAGCUUCUCUCCACGCUGCUCCAGGCAUCAGAGAAAUCCUGGCAGGGUCAGCUGAAUGAAGACAAACUGAGGUGUAAACUACGGGUGCUGGAAAAUCAGUUGCAGGCCUGCACCCAGAGUUACUCAAAGGAGUGUGUGAAGAAGAUCCUGAUAGAGAUGGAGGACCAGAAGCAGACCUAUGAGCAGAAGGCAAAAGAGGCUCUUCAGAAGAUGCUGGAGGACAAACUCCAAGCAGAGCAGCAGCUGCAAAACUCUCAGAGAAGCCUGGCAGAGACACGAGAGGACCUUGCCCUCUGGAAGGAGCACGACACCGCCCUCAAAGCCGAACUGACCAAGGUGACCACAGCACACACCGAGCUCAAAAACAGCUUCCAGUCUUUACAGAGUGAGUUCCAGCGGGCGGACGCGCAGAACGAGCGGCUGAGCCGGGAGCUGCAGGUGCUGCGGGAGGAGCACACGGAGCUGCUGCAGAGAGCCAGCGCCCUGCGCAGCGACAACGACCGCCAGGCCGGCCACAUCCGCCACAUCCAAGAUAAAUUGCAAAAAGAGCAGGAGCAGAAGGUAACACUGGAAGCAACAAUCAGCCAUUUGCAGAACUUGAUCCACAACCAGAACAACCAACAGGAGAGCCAGGAGGUGAUGGUGCAAAGGAAAGACCAGGUUUUCACCACACAGACCCCACCUCUCACUCCUGCCAAGGAAAAACAAAACUCUCUGUUAGAGCACCCUGAGGAGGAGGGAACAGAAAGUCUGAAGGAUGAGAUGCAGAAAAGGACAUCCCAGCUCACAGCAAAGGAGGACGAGGUUCAUGAGGACACUUGGGCAGCAGAGCUGGGCCGUGCCCGUGCCCGUGGGCAGGUGAAGCGCUGCGGCUGCUGCGGCAGCCCGGCCGCUCUGGGUGUGUACAGACCCGAGGGGGCCCCUCCUGCUAAGAGCCCCUUGCUGUGCUUGCAGUGCUCGAAGCUGCGCUCGGAGCUGGAGGCGCUGAGCGAGGAGUACCAGUCCUGCCUGACCCGGCUGCGCCAGUGCCGGGACGAGCUCAACCGCUCCCACGGCAGCCAGGCACAGAGACAGCGUGGUCACUGGAUCCCUCUCCUGGUGGCAGUGGUAGCAGUGGCCGUCGCCACCUUCCUCGCGAGUUACAGGCUGUGAAGGAGCUCCUGGAUGACUGACUUCACUGCAGGAACUGACCUCUGCUUCACCAAAAGCAACUCGACCUCACCGCACCUUCUGCUGUUUCGUACGUGCACAUUUGGUUCUUAUCCUGAGCUGGUCUCACUCCAGACAACUCCCAAUAAACACGGGAACAUCACCCCUUCCCUCA